AGGUCAAAUUGGAGCACCGCAAAAACAAAUGAGUUGGCAUCGUUUCACUGGCAAGCCUUCGUAGUUUUGUGAAGCAUCUUAGUAUGUGCUAUUUUUAUUUGCAGAUUAUAGAAUAAUCAACUAAAAUGCGGUAAAAUCACUGGAUGAUCAAUAAUCUUAAGCUUAAUUAAAUUUCAUUCAUAUUUGUGUAGUGAGGACAGCAGGCCUACAGCCUAUGUUAUUGAUUUUCCAGUAUGCUUUUGUGAGUUUAUAGUCUUCUAUUGAAUGGGUUAAUUGAAGGUGCUUACACUACUGCUUCGGGCAACAGGUUCCAAGAAUUAACCACUCGGUGUAAAAACCUGUAUGCCUCAGGUGUUUUGUUCUUUCUUGGCUUUUCUACUCGCCUGCUGUGUCCUCUGAGUUGUCCCGAUCUGGUAGCAAGAAGAGGAAAAAAUAUAUUGGGUGCAAAGUCAUUUCUUAGUAUUCUAUGCAUCGUGAUCACAUCAACUCUUAAUCUGCGGUAGGGUAAAGAGGUCUAGCUUUGCAAGCCGCUCUUUGUAUAGUAAACCCCGGAGUUCUGAAGUUGCAUGGGUAGCUGCCCCAUGUACCUUUUCCAGGAUAUCUGAGCCACCUUUUGAACAGGGGCUUUUUGCCUGAACACUUCCCAUGUUUAGUUCUCACUAAAGUUGCAACCUUAGUUUACACAUGUGUAUACUGUAGUGAACAUAGUAGUAUCUAACUUGGUGAAUAUCCGUCUUAAGGCCUAUAGGGUUCUAAACCACUUAGCUUUAACUUCAUGGUAGUGGGUUAUGGUCCUAAGAUCAUGACUCAAUGUCAUCCCAAGAUCCUUGUGAGACCGGACUACUGGUACAGGCACUCCCCCUACUCUGCACCUAUUUUCCUUUGUGUCCCCAAAGUGCAUGUAGACACACUUAGCCGCGUCGAUAAGCAUCAGCCAAUUUUUAAACCAGUUAAUCGGAAUAUCUAAGUCUGCCUGAAGUGCACAUGCAUCUGCGUUUCCUGUCAUUUUUCACCAGGCUUUCACAUCAUCAGCAUAUAUCAGCAUUGGGUACAGCUACAGUUGAGGGUUCCUUUACAUACAGUAUAAAAAGUGGGGGACCUAGGACAGAGCCUUGAAGUGUCCCACUCAGUACUGGUUUCCAGGAAGAACACUCUGAAUUUUUUCUUACUUUCUGCCUGCGACCUACCAGGAAAUCCUUAAGCCAUUUUAAGAAAGGUCCGGCAAUGCCGGGAUUUUCCAGCUUCAAGGGUAGUUUACUUUUUGGCACCUUAUCAAAUGCUUUGUUGAAAUCUAUGUGGGAAGCACCCACUGAUUUUCCAUUAUCUAGAGUGUAUCCAUUUCUCUUAUGCUAUAAGGUGAUUUGUUGCGCAAGAUAAAUUUUUCCUGAAACAAUGUUGUUCACUGUUUAAUAAGUUGUUGCUUUCCACGAAUGCCAUUAUGGUCUUUUUGGUCAUUCUUCCCAGUAUUUUAACUACUACACUGGUGAGACUGAUAGGUCUGUAGUUUGAUGAAAGUUGGCUUGAUCCUGUUUUAUGUAUUCGGGUGAUAAUUGUAUCCUUCCAGUCUAUAGGCAACUUACCUUGGCCAAGUCACAUUGAAUAUCGUAGUCAAUGGGGCAGCAACAUAAUGUGUAAGUUGCCUCAGUAUUUUCGGAUGAAAUUCAUCUGGUCUUUCUGAAUUUUCUGUGUCUAGGGUGUUAAGGGCCUUAAGAACAUCGUCUCAAUUGAAGUCCACAGUGAGCAGACGAUUUUUUGACUUUGUAUUCGGGUCUAUAUUUUCAUCUAUAAGGUGCUUCUGAGUGAAAACUGUCCCGAAAUAGUUUGCCAUAUCCUCUGCUUUUUCAUGAUCAUCCUCUGUCAUUUGAGAUCCACUUUCUUCCAUAAUUAAGUUAGGAAUUCAAUGUUGCGUCGUUUUUCUGUAAUUUAUGUACGAGGAUAGUCUCACAGAUUGGGCUAACUGCUUUUCAUGCUUUCUCCGAGCUUCUCCAAUCGUAAUCAUACACUUGGCUCUUACUGACCUGUAGCGUCCCAUCGUACUGGCUGUGUCAAGGCUAAUGGCGAUGUUUCAACAUUUCUUUUGCCUUAGUAAACAUCUAAUAUCCCUGUUUAUCCAGGGAUGGCUGUGCCUCUUCUUCUUUGGGACUGUCUAGGGUAUGAAUGGCUGAGUUACUUGGUUGUAUGACUGCCGGAAAUGAGUCCAUGCCCCUAAGUCAAUUAUCCAGUUCUCAACCGAGGCUGCAGAGAUGGUCUCAUUCAUUCCUGCGUUCUAUAUGUUAGAACAGACCGACACAACUGUUUGACAGGCCAUCUCAGUUAUGAAUUUAAAUAAGAUUACAGCGCGAUCACUUCUCCUUAAAGGUGAAGGAAAGUUAUUUGAUCGACAUCGUCCCUGUGUUUGAAGACUAGGCCCAAGAGAGAUGAGUUGUGUAGGUCAUUUCUAGUUGGAUCUCUAAUGUGCUAGAAUAAAGCUGGGGAGAUUGCAGUUUCUAACAAUCCGCAAUCGAAUGAUGUUGAUAUCCCUACUUCUAAGUUUCCCCAAUUUAUGUACGGUGCAUUAAAGUUGCCUAUUAUAAGGGUUUUACCCCUAUUACACCAGCACUUAAUUUUGCUUAGAAGCAAGUCACCCACUACACAUUCUGGACUGUGGUAUACUACAACUGAUUCAAUAUCUUGCCGCUUACAUUUGACCAUGCAGCGCACCAGUUCAUAUGUCUCUGAGUCGUGUACCACUGUCUCGACAGCUCGUAUGGUUAAAGUGCUUUUGGUGUGUAGGAUAACCCCAUCACACCUACGGUUUAGUCUGUCAGUCCUGCUAGGUAAGAAACCAAGCAACUGAAUUUCACUAUCAUACACUUCUGACGUUACCAUGUUUCUGAAAUGUCAAUCACAUCAAAAUCUUCUGUGUCCACCACUGGUUUGAGCUCCGGCAUUGUAUUAGGCAGGCUGAAAGCAUUUGUAUACACAUUUAUUUCUGUAAAUAACUUUCCCGCACCACCCAGAGUGGUUUGAGGAUCGUUUCGCUCCAAACUUACAAGGCGUGGAAACCCUUAAGUAUAAGCUUUUUCACCGUUCCAGCAGCGCUCAUUCAUUUCUACCUCUGCCACCCCCAAAUACUCUGGUACGGGCGAAAGUGGGGAUAAUCCGUUCUCCUAGAAAUGCUAGCAAGUGGUCACGUGUAUACAACCACCGCCACGAAAGUCCUACUCACUGUCUUCUCACGGCAUUACUGUUGUUUACAAAAUUGAGAGGACGAGGAGAGAAUGUCCUGCGCUUUAACCGGGUUGAUGAACACAGGCAGUCCACCUAGAGGAGUUGGGAAACCCUGAUUCCAAACCAAUGGUGCACACGGACUCCAGUGUGCUGAGGGAACAAAUGGCGUAUGAACCAGUUGUUGGUCACCGACUAUCAUGGGACUGCAUCUGCUGACUUUGUUCCACUGCCGUGUUGAUUAGACCUUUAGGUCGAAGGCUCCGGGUUUGACCUCCUAAGAAAACCACGUGAUCCGGUUUGGGCAUCCAGGAAGUUUUUCAGCCCUCACACAAACCAAACGAUUUAUGUGGCGUAUAUUUAUUUGGUGCCUUCUUGUACUAAUAUUUAUGCGUUUAAAUAAUAAGUAAUAAUAAUAACUCUUAAUACGACCAACCAGUCUGAGAUCCUCACGGACAUCUAUUCUGGACCCAGUCAGUUUGCGUGCGUUUUCCAGUAUUAGGUUUUUUUAGCAGGAGCUAAGGUAACUUUUAAGAGGCAGCUUUUCUGCGCGCUCUCGGAGUCCACUUGUUUCUCUAUUGUACAAAGCUUAUAGAUGUUAACUCCUACCGUUUCUGGAAGCAGUUUGCUUAUUAAGGGCUUAAUGUGACUUAAGUCGUGUUCAAAUCCAACCUUUGGUUCUUUUUGGAAGAUUCUCUUAACUUAUGAAAAAUGGCUGACUUGUCACAGAGACCCGUCUUAACAUGCUGCGAGGUUUUGCUUCUCAAAAUAUCUCCAUUCCUACAGUUCAGUUUGGAGUCAGACACGAAUGUCUCACUUUGUUUACUUACUUUUCUUUUCUGGGUGUAAUGGUAAGUAGUUCAUCGGCCUUAUUUUGUCUCUUGGUCACAUCAUCUACACCGCUCAGGCUUUGCUCCUCAAUAGUCUAUUUUGCAUUGGUAUGUGAAUCCGGACCUGAAACCGUCGACUCACAUCUCUUAGAGCUCCCUAUAAUUUGUUUCUUAGCAUACUUUUUACGGUAACCAUGCCUACAUCUGUUUGUUAUCCACUACGCUAUUUGGGUUCAUCUUGAUGGUUUCAUUAAAAUCCAAAGUUGGACUCAUGAUAAUACUCACUGCUUCCUCAAAAACUGAAAACUGUUAAUCUGCUGCUGGCUAUUUAUCUGAGGGCAUCUUUUUAGCUAUGUUCAGCAGUUCAACCACUUCAAAACUCAGCAGAGACUUUGUGGAGCAGCAUACUUUGCACAGACAACGUGAUAAUGGGUUGCAGCACCUUUUAUAUGCAGCCGGUGUGAGUCCGGUACACAUGUUGUGAUAUCACUUGUUGCAGUUGUCACAUUGCACUACGUCCUCGAUCAGGAAAAGACACGCGGGUCUACCACAACGAUGUUUUACUCGCGCAAUAAAAUUGUGUAUUGAUCUCACAAAGAGAACAAAAAUCUGAUCUCUAGAAUAAGUAUUUUUUUAAGACCUUAAAGGUAACAGACGCUGAACACAAAAGGCUGAGGUUUAUGUGUUACUGUAACUGAAAGCAAAAAUCCGACGGAAAUAAGUACAAAAAAGCCUUUACACCUUUGAAUACAAACAACACUGAAAGGUUUACACAAUGAGGAGAUAUAGCAUUACCCUUUUUGUUUCUGUACUCAAAGAGUACAGAUAAUAAAUUACUUUAGAACAAAAAAUGAUGCCCUUGGUUAUUUCUUUAUCUCUUCAUUCCCUAAUACAUUAGUUGUAUUUAUAAAUAACUAAAUCAAAUGCGUCAAAAUAUAUGUACUUAAUCUCUAAGCCUUAACCUUUGUUUUAAAAUUUUUAUAUUAUUACAUGCAUCAAACUAGCUUUCAGUAUGUUUGUCGGAUCACUAUGUAGUUACGAGUUUAAACCGUUGUUGAAUUACUACCUUGCAUUCGUUUCAACUUACUUUUCUACUAAUGUCAAAUACUUCCAAACAGAUUUUACAGAAGGUAAACAAUAUGAGGUUAAAAUAAGACUACAUAACCGAUAUAUUUCAGUUGUUUUCUUUACUUUUUUAUCCCAACAGUAAAUGCAAUAUCAAUAGGUACUAAUUUGUAUAUUCAACUUCAGGCCAAACUUUUAUCCAUGUAAACUGUUUAAACUAAAUUGGAGUUCGUAACUGUACUGAAAUAUUUGAAUGUUGAGUGCUUUAACUAAUUAGUUACCUCUAUAAGUACUUAUCGAAACCUUUGUGUUUGCAUUUAUAAGUUUCCCAUGGUUUUCGGCAAGUGAUCUUAUCAACAUUUCCCUUCUAAACCUAACCACAAUUUGUUUUAUUGUUCACUUUUAAACUUGAAACAAGAUUAUCAUUUAUUUGCUUAAAGUAUUGUGUUAACAUUCCGUUAAUUUCUUUAUUAUUCAAAUGUUCGUUUGUAGACUGAUAAAUUGGCUAAUUUUAAAAUCGUGACUGUAAACAAACAAACAUCGUAAUCAUAAUGUCGACCAAAGGUGAUAAAGCGGUUGAAAGACAAAUGCAAAUGUUUGAAAUCGAAAUGAUGCAACAAGUAUUUACCAGUAUGACAAGUAGCUGUCUAGCUAAAUGUAUUCCAUCUAAUUAUAAUGAUGGUGAUCUAACUAAAGGUGAAGCAGUUUGUUUAGAUAGAUGCGCCUCAAAAUUUAUGCAAGCGUAUAUGCAAACUACUAAGAAGUUGUCUACAAUGGCAUCAUCAGACCCGAAAGUGGUAACUAGUAACUAGACUUUUACAGGAUAUACUCUGGAAAAAAUUUCGCUUUCUAAACUGAAAAUUUAGAUGUAAAGAGACAUAUCCUUGUUUUCUGUUUAUAUCGCAAUUGUAAAUUAGUUGUAUUUUUAAAGUACAACUAUGU
Schistosoma bovis is the source of this 6044-nucleotide messenger RNA. The record is from the annotation of a GenBank genome assembly. Lineage: Eukaryota; Metazoa; Platyhelminthes; Trematoda; Strigeidida; Schistosomatidae.